This is a messenger RNA of Rhagoletis pomonella (apple maggot), 650 nucleotides long. RefSeq lists its product as uncharacterized. Bases 186 to 650 code for a protein of 154 amino acids. NCBI's taxonomy places the organism in Eukaryota, Metazoa, Arthropoda, Insecta, Diptera, Tephritidae. The record is from RefSeq and is a predicted model, not a curated record. The transcript has 3 exons.
UAAAACAAUUAAUUUACUCAAAUUAAAUAAUCCUGGAAACCACUGUAAAAUCUUGCAUUGGAAACAAAGAAACAAGUCAAAGUGGCUGUAAAAAUAAUUGUCAAAAAAGUGAGUUAACACAAAACUUGUUCGAUUUAUGAAAAUACACAUAUACGAUAAAUUUUUAAGAAAAAAUUGCGUUAAAAAUGAAAUGUCUUUCAGUGAAAGAAAUAGCCUCCAUUCUACAGAUUGCGGUUGCGGUACUCUGCUUGCCUGCCGUGCUGCUAUUCUCGAUGGUCAUAUCCUUUCCGGAUGACAUGAAAUUGUUCAUGUAUCAGUGCUCGCUAACUACAACAAUGGUGCUCUGUCUGAUAUUCGGUUGCAGUACAUGGUUUUACAAUUCAAACUAUCCGAAAACGCGUCUACAUGUCCGCAUACUGAUCGUUAUUGUAUUAUGGAUUAUGUUUGUUUUGGGCGUCGCAACAGCGGUUUUAUUCGAUUUGCAAUAUUCCGGAGAACUUAUAUACGGUUUGUUCGAGCCUGACAUGUUUGAUACUAUCGAUUUGGUUUUCCUUUAUAUAGGCAUGAUUUUAGGGGCUUUGGCGCAUCUAAUACUCUUAAUUGUUAAUAUAAUAUUAACUGUAGGUGUAAUUCGAAGAGGACGGAAAUGA